AAACAAAAAAAACAUAAAAAAUUCAAAUAAGCAUAAAAAAUCUAAAAAAAUAAAAAUACCUCUGAAAUUUGUUAAUUAGCUCUUAAUCAAAAGAGUAUAAAGAAAAGAACUACUUUAAUCAUUCUAUCAAAACAAAUUAAUAAUAUAUAUUUACAUAACCUCUUACAAAUAAAAAUGGACAGCAAAAUUGACCAAGGCAUAUCUUAUAACUUCGCCAAUAUUGCUCUUUAUCAACAAUUGUUGAAUUAAAAAAAUCAAGCUUAAGCUAUUUCCACUAUCUCACAUUCAAAUUACCAAUAAGGAAAACAGUUUGAGUCUAAUUCUUCAUCCUCGGUAAACAACUCUCAUUUACAAAAUGCAAGUGAUAAUAUAACAUGCCCAGUUCUUUUUAAUUUGGUACCUAAUUAACAAAGCUUGAUUAAGGAUAACUCAGGUAUGCAUCUUUUAGCUCAAAUUCAAUAGCAAAAUUCUUCAGAUUAGCCGAAUAUUUUGCAAAUUUAAUAACUUUCUUAAACUAAAAAUAUUUUACCUAGUGAAGUGCCUUAUGCUUUAAUCAGAAACAAUUUCAUGUAACCAGUUUUAUAAUUAUAAAUGGCAUAGUAAUAACCACUUCUUCUCGGAGUAUAAGACCAAUUAUCUGCCUUGCCCUUAAUUUAACCAGCCUAACUAGCUAAUACAAAAUAAGACAUUUACAAUAUAAAUAAUUUACUUCAAAAACUAAAUAUAUAAAAUGAACCUUCUAACAAUCCAUAAUAAAAUUUAUUAAUUUUUUAAUAACCUGCUAUGUUGCUAUAAUCUCAGCAGCAGUAGCAAUAAUUCUUUCAAAACCCUCAACUCUUAGCACAUGCCAAUUUGUUGAAUACUUCUAAUAAUAAUUUAAUUGGCUAAACUAUCUAAUCUAAUAACGAACAAAAGAUAAAUAAAGAUUUAAACCAAAUUUCUGCAAAAAUGAAUGACCAGUUAUUAUUGGUUAAUAACCAAAAUUAAUAAAUGAAUCAAUUCUAACAAUUAAAUAGCCAAUUGUUUGCAAAUUAGAUGAUCCUGCCUGCUGAAAACUAAUCUAUGUAUUUUAACAAAAUUCCACUCAAUCAUUUAGAGUUGAAUUAGUAAGCUCUAAUUUCUUAGCAACUUUAGUAAUAAUUAAUAAUGUAAAAAAAUAUGGGAGCAAAUGCGUAAAUAUUGUUAGCCAGCUCAAAUGAACUAAUGUAAUUGCAAAAUUAAGAAAGCUAAAACUAGCUAUAAAAUGAACAAAAUAGAUAAAAUCUUCAAAAUUAUAAAAGCCUCUUACCUCCCCUUAAAAAUGUGAAUCUUCAGGACAAAACGAUUUAAGGGAUAACUCCUUUUUAAAAUUCUGAAGAUAUUUCUUCUUCCACAACAAUUAGUAAUUCUCAAAAAGGAUUAAUACUUAAUAAUCAAUAUAGCAAUACUCUUUCACCUUAAAGAGCAUCUAAUCCUUCAAUUCAAUCUAUCCAACAGUCUUCUUCCCUUACUCACAUAAACCACGGAGAGAAGACAGAGGACUGCUCAAAUAUAUUCAGUACUGGCAAGGUAAUAGCCAGCCUCAAAGACAUCGAUCAAAAUGAUUUAACAUUCAGCCAUAACCCUUAAAUCUUCUUAUCAUAAAAGUUACUUCCAGUUCAGAUGAAAAAUGAUUCACAAAAUAAUAAAAUUGUUGCAAACCAAAGAACCAGUAAUGAAAUUUAUAAUAGCGUUGAGGAUUUAAAAUAUGGGCAGAACAAAGGGUUCUAAAAAUAAAAAUCUACUGGCGAUAGAGAAAAAAAUGGAACUUUUAAUAGAGUUCUGCAUUCAAGUUAAUCAUCUUCAAGCAGCACUCCUCUUAAAUCUAAAACAUCCAAGAAAGAAGAGAAGAACCUUAGAAAAUAGCAUGUAAAAAUGUACUAAAACCCUUUAAAUAGCGAAUUUAUUUAAAGCUAGCUAUCAAGCUGUUUAAGCGAUAACAAUAGUAAAGAAUCAAAAGACAAUAAGUAAGCUAAAACACGCAAUAAUGAAGAUCCCUACAAAAAUUAUGGUUAUGACUCAUAAAUAAAAAAUUAAUUGCGCAAACAAGUUCUUAAAUGCUUCUUUAAAAAUGUUUCUACCUACGUUGAUAAAUUUGAGUCAUAAAUUGCUCAUCAAUUCCCAAACCUAGAAAAAAAUGCACUUAAAUCACUAUGCAAAUACUGGUCACAAUUUGACAACCCAACUAAGAGAGAAAACCUGAAAAACGAUGAGUACAAAUCUCUCUGCUAAACUUUAGGUAUUAACAGUGAAAUAAAACCUCUUGGACAAAAGUCCAUCAAGGAAGUCUUCUGCCUUAAAAAUGAUUUUAGUGAAGGCUUGAAGUAUCUAUUCACAAGCUUCAACGAAGAUUUAUCGCUCCAUUCAAAGAAGCAAAAGCAAAAGAAAAUGAAAGAAUUGUAUAUCGAAACCUCUGAAGAGAUUCUCGACGAUAUCCUUGGUAGAUAAAGAAAGAAAAAGGAUGCUUAGAAUGGAUAAUAAAAUAAAGAUACUAAUUGA
Molecule: messenger RNA, 2517 nt
Organism: Tetrahymena thermophila SB210
Lineage: Eukaryota; Ciliophora; Oligohymenophorea; Hymenostomatida; Tetrahymenidae
Exons: 2
Source: RefSeq, a predicted model, not a curated record